Molecule: messenger RNA, 1518 nt
Organism: Esox lucius (northern pike)
Lineage: Eukaryota; Metazoa; Chordata; Actinopteri; Esociformes; Esocidae
Gene: pkd1l3
Product: polycystic kidney disease 1-like 3
Exons: 9
Coding region: 1-1518 (505 amino acids)
Biological process (GO): detection of mechanical stimulus
Cellular component (GO): membrane
Molecular function (GO): calcium channel activity; protein binding
Source: RefSeq, a predicted model, not a curated record
AUGGUGAACUCAACUUGGAUCAAGGGCCAGACUGUACUGAUCACCACCUUCACAACCAAAUGCAUGUACUGGGACACCAAACAGCUGGCAUGGAGUACAGCUGGCUGCUGGGUUGGGAUAGAGUCAACACCAGGGUUGACCUAUUGUCGCUGUAGCCACCUGACAAUGUUUGGGAGCUCCUUCUUUGUGAUGCCCAACCGCGUGGACGUGUCCCUCACAGCUCAGUACUUUGCCACAGUGAAGCAGAACUACGUGGUGGUGGUACUGCUAUCCAUCUUCUUCAGCCUGUACCUGAUCACUCUACUCUGGGCGUGCUAUGCAGACAGGAGGGCCUUCGCCAGGAGAAAUGUGACUUUGCUGAAGGACAACCACCCGUGUGCCAGUUAUAACUACCUUCUGAAUAUCCAGACUGGCAAUAGGAAAGGGGCGAGUACCACUGCUAAUGUAACAGUCCAGUUGAUUGGCACAGAGGUCGAGAGUGAGCCCCACCUCUUAAAUGACCCUGAUAAACCUGUAUUUGAAAGAGGGGGUGUGGACAUGUUCUUGUUGACCACACCCUUCCCCCUAGGGGACCUGACAGGCAUCCGGCUGUGCCUUGACAACUCUGGGGGCCAGCCCUCCUGGUAUCUCAACAAGGUGACAAUACAGGACCUUCAGACACAUAAGGUUUGGCACUUCCUGUCUUCAUCAUGGCUCAGUUCUGACAGAGGGGAGGGGCUAACCAGGAAGACCCUCAACGCUGCCAAGAACAACGAGAUCCGAAGCUUCAGGAAUAUCUUCCAGAGCAGGACUUCCACAGGCUUCAGAGAUGAGCACAUCUGGGUGUCCAUAGUGGACCCUCCCUGGCGAAGCCCCUUCACCCGGGCACAGAGGGUAUCCUGCUGCAUGAGCCUCCUACUCUGCACCAUGGCCAUCAACAUUGCUUUCUGGAACAUUCCCAAAGACACCCAGUCUCCAGUCAUCUUCACCAUUGCUUCACUGAAGGUCACUUGGGACGAGAUCAUGGUGGGGGUGGAGAGUGGAUUGCUCAUGUUCCCCAUCAAUAUCCUGAUCAUCACCAUUUUUCGCAGCAUAAAGCCAAACAUCACCCAACCAAAGGAGAAGAGCCAUGAUAUACAGGACCUGAAACCCCACACUGUUACCAUGCCAACAAUUCUUAAGGACACAGAGGAGAUGUUGAAUUUGCUCUGCAAAAGCCAGAGGAACAAAAUACCUGAGAUGAGGAAGAGGCUAGAAACAUGUGAUGACCUUUACUCAGCCUUCAACAGAGUGCACAGGGUUAUUCAGCUCAUGCAAGGGCUGAGCGAGAGUGACCCCCACUGGGUUUACUGCAGCCAUUUUGUCCUGAACUGCCUUCAACAUCUGUCCACGUGCCUGGAACAGCUGGACAGUAGUGCCUUCCCUACCCCAGAAGCCUCACAAAACAUAUUAAACACUGUCCAUCUGCUGCUGAAGACGUCAGAGAUGGUCUUCACCAGCCACAUCGCUUACAGGUUGCAAAACCUACUUCACAGAUGA